UAAGCAAUGAUGCCACACGUAAACUCAUCAGAGAACUACGUCAUGUAAACAUGUUGGUAGGAAUCUGUGAACCAAAAUCAUUUUGCUAAUGAUGUGAGUAAUGUUGGAGUGGAGUUUGAAUGUUGCAAGUGAUGAUUUCACCCUUCAACUUAAGCAUAGAGUCUCUUAGAAGUGAUAUGGAAUUUUAACAUGAUUUCAACAAAUAUUGUGGGGCCUAAUUUUCCUGGUUGAAAAAGAAAGUGUCCAAAUUUGUGAGGAGAAUGUGUAGAAUAUUAACAGAACCGUAUAGUAUACCCACUACAGGCACAGCUCCCGCUACCCCUUCUCGUGUUUUGAUUUCUGAAAUUACAUCUCAUAUUUGUUGUUGUUAUCCUCUUGUACUUUUGUUGACAUAGGUGAGAUCUUGUUUUAUAGGCGGUCUUGCAUAAGAGUUGAUUACUGGGGUAGGUCAUAGAGGCUAACAUAAUAAAAGGGCACUAUUGUUCAAAGUUCAAACCUCAAGAAGCUAACUAAGCUACACAUACCUCACCAUUUCAUAUAGUUCUGUUCCCCUCAAAUGGAGGCUAAUGCUUGCACUAUGCAUUCCCAUUGCUUAGAAAUGACCAUGGAAGUGCACCAAGUUGUUCCACCACCCCACAAGAGUACCCUACAGAAACUUAAGGCCAGACUCAAGGAAACCUUUUUUCCUGAUGAUCCUCUGCGCCAAUUCAAGGGACAACCUCUUAAGAGAAAGCUAAUCCUUGGAGCUCAAUAUGUGUUUCCUAUUCUUCAAUGGGGUCCUAAGUACAACCUUAAACUCUUUAAAUCUGAUCUUGUUUCUGGUCUCACUAUUGCUAGCUUGGCCAUCCCACAGGGAAUAAGUUAUGCUAAGCUUGCAAGUCUUCCUCCAAUUGUGGGACUUUAUUCUAGUUUUGUUCCCCCACUUGUUUAUGCUGUUCUAGGAAGCUCAAAGGACCUAGCAGUAGGACCUGUUUCUAUUGCUUCUCUUGUGUUGGGAUCCAUGCUGAGACAAGAAGUGUCUCCCACAGCAGAACCUGUUCUGUUUCUUCAGCUAGCUUUUACUUCAACGUUAUUUGCUGGUCUCUUUCAAGCUUCUCUUGGAAUCCUUAGGCUAGGCUUUAUCAUUGAUUUUCUAUCUAAGGCCAUCCUUAUUGGAUUCAUGGCUGGAGCUGCUAUAAUUGUCUCACUGCAACAGUUAAAGAGUCUGCUUGGAAUCACACAUUUCUCAAAUCAGAUGGGGCUAGUUCCUGUCAUGAGUUCUGUUUUUCACAACAUACAUGAGUGGUCAUGGCAAACAAUCUUGAUGGGGAUUUGUUUCCUGAUGCUACUACUAUUAGCGAGACACGUUAGUAUCAGAAAACCAAAACUAUUCUGGGUCUCAGCUGGAGCUCCUCUUGCAUCUGUCAUCAUUUCUACUCUUCUGGUUUUUGCAAUUAAGGCUCAAAAUCAUGGCAUCAGUGUAAUUGGAAAAUUGCAACAAGGAAUAAAUCCUCCUUCAUGGAAUAUGUUGCUUUUACAUGGAAGUCACCUAGGCCUAGUCAUGAAAACUGGGAUUAUCACUGGAAUUUUGUCCCUCACUGAAGGUAUUGCAGUAGGAAGGACAUUUGCAGCUCUUAGAAACUACAAAGUUGAUGGAAAUAAGGAAAUGAUGGCAAUUGGAUUUAUGAAUGUGGUUGGCUCUUUCACUUCUUGCUAUGUUACAACAGGUGCUUUCUCUCGGUCAGCUGUUAAUAACAAUGCAGGAGCAAAAACAGCUGUGUCAAAUGUAGUGAUGUCUGUGACAGUCAUGGUAACACUCCUUUUUCUCAUGCCAUUGUUCCAAUACACACCUAAUGUCGUGUUGGGUGCAAUUAUAGUCACAGCGGUAAUCGGCCUCAUUGAUGUCCCUGCUGCUUGUAACAUUUGGAGGAUAGACAAAUUUGAUUUCCUUGUGAUGUUGGUUGCUUUCUUGGGUGUUCUUUUUAUCUCUGUCCAGGGAGGCCUUGCUCUUGCUGUCGGGUUAUCAACUUUUAAGAUACUCCUGCAAAUUACAAGGCCGAAAACAGUAAUGUUGGGAAAGAUACCAGGAACAGACAUAUAUAGAAAUCUUCACCAAUACAAGGAAGCUGUGAGAAUACCUGGUUUUCUUAUUUUAAGCAUCGAGGCUCCCAUCAAUUUUGCUAACAUUACAUAUCUCAAUGAGAGAACAUUACGAUGGAUUGAAGAAGAGGAAGACAGCAUAAAGGAACAACCAAGCCUUCGAUUUUUAAUAUUGGAAAUGUCAGCUGUGAGUGCCAUUGACACAAGUGGAAUCUCACUUUUCAAGGAGUUGAAAACAACGCUGGAAAACAAGGGUGUUGAGCUUGUGUUGGUCAAUCCUCUCUCCGAGGUCAUAGAAAAGCUGAAAAAGGCAGAUGAAGCUAAUGAUUUCAUUCGAGUAGAUAAUCUUUUCUUGACGGUUGGAGAGGCUGUAGCGUCACUCUCAUCAGCAAUGAAGGGCCAAUCAUCGACCAUUACGGAAGGGCUACACACAAUUGUCUCAUGUAAUUGAUAAAUAAAAACUGCAGAAUAUAUAAGCAAAAGUAAAAAAACGAAACAGAAGCAGCAGCAAGACAAGCAUAGAAUUUGCAUAAAAUCAAUCACUGUAACAUCAUAUAGUUUAAACAAUUAAAGUGAAAUGUAAUUUUGUCAUGUGUGGUUCUGAUUUUCCUCGCAAGCAUUGUGGUCAUAACUUAAAUGGGAACUACUUGUUGCUUGUUAAUUCAAUCGUUGAAGUUGAUUUUCAAGCAGUUUUCAACUCAUCUAAUUCAAUAAAACUACUUGCAAAGAUCA
Molecule: messenger RNA, 2811 nt
Organism: Cajanus cajan (pigeon pea)
Lineage: Eukaryota; Viridiplantae; Streptophyta; Magnoliopsida; Fabales; Fabaceae
Product: putative sulfate transporter 3.3
Biological process (GO): sulfate transmembrane transport
Cellular component (GO): membrane
Molecular function (GO): secondary active sulfate transmembrane transporter activity
Source: RefSeq, a predicted model, not a curated record